AUGAGCUCUGACGGACCGGGAUUCCUUUCUGCUGCGCGCUACGGCAAGGACAAGGUGCGCGUGUUCCGCACCGUGCGUGGCGCGGACGGCGUACACACCAUCGCCGAGUACAAUGUGACUGCGCUUCUUGAGGGCGCGAUCGAUACCAGUUUCACUCAGGCGGACAACAGCGUAGUUGUCGCCACCGAUUCUAUCAAGAACAUCACAUACUUCCUCGCCAAGACCUCCCCGCACGUCCUUUCGCCUCUCCGCUUCGCCACACACCUCGGCACGCACCUCGUGUCCAAAUACGCGCACAUCACAAAGGCAGUUGUCCGAGUCGAGACACUCCGUUGGGCGCGCAUCGGUGUCGAUGGCAAGGAGCACCCGCAUGCCUUCUGGCGCGAUGGCCAGGAGAAGCGUACUGUUGGCGUUGAAGUCGACAAGGGCAAGGAGGGCGUGCUCGUCAAAGCCGAGGGCGGGAUCGGAGACUUGCUCGUGCUCAAGUCUACCGGCUCGGGCUUCGAGAACUUUGUGCGGGACGAGUACACGACGCUUGCGGAGGUGAACGACCGCAUCUUCAGCACCAGCAUCGACCUUGCGUACACGUAUGCGCCGCUGGCUGUGAGUGGUCAUGGGGAUGGGAAGGAGCUCGAGGAGAAGCACGUCCAGACCAAGAGCGGUGAUGCCUGGGACGACGACAAGAUCGCAGCGAGCGUGCGGGAUAUUACGCUCAGCGUCUUUGCCACCGACGAGAGCGCAAGCGUGCAGGCGACGCUGUACAAGAUCGGUCAGACGAUCCUCAAGGCCAACGCGGGCGUGCAGAGCGUGCGCAUCGCACUUCCCAACAAGCACUACAUCCCCGUCGACAUGAAGUACAUCGGGAUCGACAACCUCACACCGGCGAAAGCCGAGGUAUUCAUGCCAGUUGACGCACCGAGCGGGCUCAUUUCUGCUACCGUUUCGAGAGCAUGA
Peniophora sp. CBMAI 1063 is the source of this 954-nucleotide messenger RNA. The record is from the annotation of a GenBank genome assembly. NCBI's taxonomy places the organism in Eukaryota, Fungi, Basidiomycota, Agaricomycetes, Russulales, Peniophoraceae.